This is a messenger RNA of Quercus robur (English oak), 951 nucleotides long. Its product is annotated as F-box protein SNE. Gene Ontology annotation, molecular function: protein binding. The transcript has a single exon. Gene Ontology annotation, biological process: gibberellic acid mediated signaling pathway; regulation of gibberellic acid mediated signaling pathway. Gene Ontology annotation, cellular component: SCF ubiquitin ligase complex. NCBI's taxonomy places the organism in Eukaryota, Viridiplantae, Streptophyta, Magnoliopsida, Fagales, Fagaceae. The record is from RefSeq and is a predicted model, not a curated record. The coding region runs from base 304 to 750 and encodes 148 amino acids.
UUAUUAUUAUCCAAAAACUCUCUCUGUCUCUCUCAAGUCAAAUCCCUUAAACCUCACUGUACUAGUACAAAUACUAAACAUUGCUCCAAUAUAUAAUCUGUUACUCUCUCACAAGACUCACUCUUCUUCUCUGUCUUUCACGCACAUUCACAUUAAUUAGAGAGUAGCUAGGCGCACACAAACACACACACACACACACACAAAUAAGAACAUCUCUCUGUCUCUGUCUCUGUCUCUCAAGUUGAACGGACCAAGCUAGCUAGCUGAUCACUUCUUAACUCAGAAAUCUGUAAAGUGAAAGCCAUGCGGCAAAUGAAAGUAGAAGAGAAAGAGAAAGAGAAAAAGGCCAAGUUCCAAAUGAACGACCACAUAGACAUCCUGAUAGAGGUGCUGAAACGCCUCGACGGCCCUUCACUCGGCGUCGCCGCCUGUGUCUGCCGCCUGUGGUGCACUCUCACUCGCUCAGACUCCCUCUGGGAACAUCUCUGCUUCCGCCACGUCUCCUCUCCACCUCCUUCCUCUGUACGACCUGUCGUCGUUGCCCUCGGUGGCUACAAGCGCCUCUACAUGGUCUGCGUUAGACCCGUACUGAGUAGACUCCGAAACUCCGACUCUGAACUCGUCUGGACUCGUGACGAGGUGCAACUCUCACUCUCUUUGUUCUGUGUUGAUUAUUACGAAAGGAGACUCGGUGGUGGUGCCACUUCAGCUUCCUCCCUCAUGUUCCUCUGCAACCCUGUCAACGUCUAAUUUUUCUUUUUCUUUUCCUUUUUUUCCCUCUUUUGAAAAAGGUAUUAUUAUAAUUAUUAUUUAUUUUUUUCAUUAGAUUUAUUAUUUGGGACAAAAUAAAAUCCACUAGGGUAGUUUUUUUUUCUAUGGGUCUUGUUAAUGGGUGUCUAAAUGCACUUGUUAAGAUAAGAUUUAAUAAUAUUGAGUUAUCUUUUGUUUAAA